AUGACGAAUUCCCAGACCCUCCAGCCAACGCAACACCAUCCACUCUGACUAGAUCCAGAUUCAGGUCCUCUCAAGACAGACUUCAUUGGAUCCACACUCAAGAGGACUCUACCAGGUUUUCCUGGCCUUGCUACAUUGCUGUAAAGUGCCAAGGGCUUAAGACUUGGGUACGUGUAUUGCAACGGCAAGAGUGCCAGCACCAACAAAAGAUUCAUUGGACCUAUCAGCUCCUCUGCUUCACCAAGCAUAAUAACCUUACCAACAAAGCAGAAUAUGUCAAGUGCCUCUGUGUGACACCACCACCAGCUGAUAACGUGCAAGAAAAAAAUAAUUUAGUAUAGAGUCCUGUCUUUUCUUGAGAAGCUGGGAUUAGAAGGAGCUGUUUGAGGUCCGUGCUGCUAGUAAGUGACAACAUUAUAGACUGGAUCGGUCCCUGAGUUCAGAGACUGAGUUGCAAUUGAGUGAAAAAUAGACAACGAAAUCUUGAAGAAUUGCACUGAAGUGCAAGCCAAAUUUAAAAAUCUUCAAGUAAUGCUGGUUGAACUGAGAAAUUGCUAAGCCACGCCUGUAACAGAACUGAUUAUUUUGAGUGUGUCUGUCAUUGUUGCCUCUUUCUAUUAUAUUGCUCCUGUGCUGUCUUUCUAAGUCCAGAUGUUCUCUGAUAACUCACAUUGCCCUGAUUGUGGGCAACAGUGGUUCCCUAGUUUAGAACUAGGCCAUUGGUUGUACCAAACUGAACUUGUGGAAAAUGAGUGUUACCAAGUCUUCUUAGACCGUAUUAACAGAGCUGAUUAUUGCCCUGAAUGUUAUCCUGAUAAUCCUGCCAACAGAAGCCUUGUUCUUCCUUGGUCUUUCCCACUUGAGUGGGCUCCCCAAAAUCUCACCAGGUGGACCUUUGAAAAAGCUUGCCAUCCAUUUCUUCUGGGUCCUCCACUAGUUAGAAAAAGGAUACAUGACUCCAGAGUAGCUGGUUUUAACCCUGCAUUACAAUUAAUUUUGACCAGAACAGAUAAAACCCUAAACAAAAAACUUGGCCAAAACAAGUAACUUUUUUAGCAGUCAAAAUCGUGGAGACUGUAGAAGGUUUUGUGCUAGUAGCCCAGGGAAUAUGAAAAAAUAAUUC
Messenger RNA from Castor canadensis (American beaver), 1123 nucleotides. Lineage: Eukaryota; Metazoa; Chordata; Mammalia; Rodentia; Castoridae. The record is from RefSeq and is a predicted model, not a curated record.